Messenger RNA from Pogoniulus pusillus (Red-fronted tinkerbird), 3229 nucleotides. It is a transcript of the gene JUP, whose product is annotated as junction plakoglobin. Bases 99 to 2345 code for a protein of 748 amino acids. The record is from RefSeq and is a predicted model, not a curated record. Lineage: Eukaryota; Metazoa; Chordata; Aves; Piciformes; Lybiidae. The transcript is spliced from 15 exons. Gene Ontology annotation, molecular function: nuclear receptor binding; transcription coactivator activity; alpha-catenin binding. Gene Ontology annotation, cellular component: cytoplasm; adherens junction; catenin complex. Gene Ontology annotation, biological process: positive regulation of transcription by RNA polymerase II; canonical Wnt signaling pathway; cell-cell adhesion.
CGUGGGGGCGCGGCGCGGCGCGGGGCGCUGCUCGCCUUUUGUUCGGCAGCAGCGGACGGGCGGCACCGAGCGCGGAACGAGCUCAGCGCAGAGCAGCCAUGGAGGUGAUGAACAUGAUGGAGCAGCCGAUUAAGGUGACGGAGUGGCAGCAAACCUACACCUACGACUCGGGGAUCCACUCCGGCGUCAACACCCAGGUGCCCUCGGUCAGCAGCAAGUGCCAUGGAGACGAGGACGAGGUCUAUGGGAAGCAAUACACCAUCAAGAAGACAACCACCACGAGCUAUUGCCAGGGAGGAGGCCAGGCCCAGAGCCAAGUGCAAGCAGCAGACAUGGAGGCUCAGCUGGCCAUGACCCGUGCCCAGCGUGUCCGGGCUGCCAUGUACCCCGAGACGGUGGAGGAUCGCUCGCUGCUGCUCAGCACGCAGCUGGAGGGGCAGCAGACCAACGUGCAGCGCCUGGCAGAGCCCUCGCAGAUGCUGAAGUCUGCCAUUGUGCACCUCAUCAACUACCAGGACGACGCUGAGCUGGCCACCCGUGCCAUCCCCGAGCUCACCAAGCUGCUCAACGAUGAGGACCCGGUGGUUGUCAGCAAAGCAGCCAUGAUCGUGAACCAGCUUUCCAAGAAGGAGGCGUCGCGCCGGGCGCUGAUGCAGUCGCCGCAGGUGGUGGCGGCUGUGGUGCGCACCAUGCAGAGCACCAGCGACCUGGACACCGCCCGCUGCACCACCAGCAUCCUGCACAACCUCUCCCACCACCGCGAGGGGCUGCUCUCCAUCUUCAAAUCCGGGGGCAUCCCAGCCCUCGUCAGGAUGCUGAGCUCGCCGGUCGAGUCUGUCCUCUUCUAUGCCAUCACCACCCUGCACAACCUGCUGCUGUACCAGGAGGGGGCCAAGAUGGCAGUGCGCCUGGCUGACGGGCUGCAGAAGAUGGUUCCCCUGCUGAACAAGAACAACCCCAAGUUCUUGGCCAUCACCACCGACUGCCUCCAGCUCCUUGCCUACGGCAACCAGGAGAGCAAGCUGAUUAUUCUGGCCAACGGAGGACCCCAGGCCCUGGUGCAGAUCAUGCGCAGCUACAACUACGAGAAGCUGCUCUGGACCACGAGCCGGGUGCUGAAGGUGCUGUCCGUGUGCCCCAGCAACAAGCCUGCCAUCGUGGAGGCUGGUGGCAUGCAGGCAUUGGGCAAGCAUCUGACCAGCUCCAGCCCCAGGCUCGUCCAGAACUGUCUCUGGACCCUGCGAAACCUCUCUGAUGUGGCUACCAAACAGGAGGGCCUGGAUGGUGUCCUCAAGAUCCUGGUGAACCAGCUGAGCUCCGACGACGUGAACGUGCUGACCUGUGCCACCGGCACCCUCUCCAACCUGACCUGCAACAACAGCAAGAACAAGACGCUGGUGACGCAGUCCAACGGGGUGGAGGCUCUGAUCCACACCAUCCUGCGGGCGGGCGACAAGGAGGACAUCACCGAGCCCGCGGUCUGCGCCCUGCGGCACCUCACCAGCCGCCACCCCGAGGCCGAGAUGGCACAGAACUCCGUGCGGCUCAACUACGGCAUCCCUGCCAUCGUCAAGCUCCUCAACCAGCCCAACCAGUGGCCACUGGUCAAGGCUACCAUAGGUCUGAUCCGCAACCUGGCGCUGUGCCCGGCCAACCAUGCCCCGCUCCAGGAGGCUGCCGUCAUCCCCCGCCUGGUCCAGCUGCUGGUCAAGGCUCACCAGGAUGCCCAGCGGCAUGCAGCAGCUGGCACACAGCAGCCCUACACAGACGGAGUGAAGAUGGAGGAGAUUGUGGAGGGCUGCACAGGGGCACUGCACAUCCUGGCCCGGGACCCCAUGAACCGCAUGGAGAUCUUCCGCCUCAACACCAUCCCUCUCUUCGUGCAGCUCCUCUACUCGCCCGUGGAGAACAUCCAGCGUGUGGCCGCCGGCGUCCUGUGCGAGCUGGCCCAGGACAAGGAGGCUGCCGACGCCAUUGACGCCGAGGGGGCCUCCGCCCCGCUGAUGGAGCUGCUGCACUCCAGGAACGAGGGCACAGCUACCUACGCUGCCGCUGUGCUCUUCCGCAUCUCGGAGGACAAGAACCCAGACUACCGCAAGCGAGUCUCCGUCGAGCUCACCAACUCCCUCUUCAAGCACGACCCCGCAGCCUGGGAGGCGGCCCAGAGCAUGAUUCCCAUCAACGAGCCCUACUCAGAUGAGCUGGACCCCGGCUACCGCCCCAUGUACUCGGGUGACAUCCCCCUGGACCCCAUCGACAUGCACAUGGACAUGGACGGGGACUACCCCAUGGACGCCUACAGCGACGGCGUCCGAGCGCCCUUCGCCGACCACAUGCUGGCCUAACCCCCCUGCCCCGCACCAGGUGUUUCCUCCGUACAGCAGAGGGUGGCCCAGAGCUGAGCGUUCACAAGAAGGACUUUGGGAGACAGAAGUGCCUGAGAAGACCAAACUUUGCCAUUCCCACCAGAGGGUUUAUUUUUCCAUUCUUUCUUUUUCCUCCGCUGCGGAGCUGUGGGCAGAGUCCUUCCUGCUGGGACUGCUCCCAGCACCUCCUGCUGCCUCCAGCAGCCAAGAGGCUGUUUCUGAAGCUUUAAGACCCCAUCCCCCCAGCCCUGCCCUGCUCGCCCCUGGCACUGGGGCAGCCUUUUCUAUGGAUGUUUUUUCUCCCCUUUAUUUUAAUGUUGACUGCGGUGCCAACUUCAUCACCUUUCAGUCUGUGCUUUCUAACCUCCCCCCAGCCCUGUUCCACCUGUCAGUGUUCUAGGAGAGGGAUCUAGCACGGGAGAGCCUUUUGCUUUUGGUGAGCUCUAACUCAGCCAGCCCAGCUCAGAGCUUGCUGGAGCCCAAGGGUGCCAUGCCCAGGACCUUGGCUGUCGCCUUCGGGGUGCCCACAGACUCAUUCUUUGCGAUCAGCCCUCGGGGGAGCUGACUUUGUGUCUCUGCCUAUCCUCCCAGUACCUGUAGAGGAGUGACUCCAGCGUUAGGAACCGUGUCCUUGUACUUGCUCUCUGUUGCACAUUUUAAGUCCUUUCCCCUCUUUUUGGUGAGUGGUGUUCCCCUGCCUGCCCUCCCCCCUCCCCAACCCCCUAACACACCUUUUGAAGAGGCUCCGGACCCGACGGGGGUUGGACACUUCCUGGAGCGUGGGUCAGGAGUGGAAGAUUUUAUGAUUUCUGCGAGUUGUUUUUGUAUAGACCAAAGCAAAGAAUAAAAUAACUCCUCCCAGC